GUGUCACAAAAAUGCAUGCAGGACACAAACACCUUUCUUUCGGAAAUACACAAAGAUGAACCAAGCAAAUACGCAGUACUAAUGUAUGAUGCCUUUGGCAAACUUGGCAGUGAUAUUGAAGGAGGAAAUGUGAACCGGCCUGGAUCGCUUGAAGAAUGCCAGUUAGUCAAUGGACCUGGUUUCAGCGGGCAAUAUUGCCAUGUCUUUUUAAAGCAGGAUGAGACCCAGUACUUCGUUGGCAUAUGUGUCCCUGAUUCAUGUGACAAAGAAGAAGUUCAGACGCUAGUUGUUUAUGAGACAUUCCAGCAAGAGGGGCAGUCUCUGAUCCCCCCUAUCCCGCCCCCGAUUCGGACCGAGUCCACGCAAGGCAUCUACACGACAGAGUGCUUCACCAAGAUCGCUCCAGACUUUGCCAUCAUCAUUAGCUUGUUUGUGUGCAGCCUGCUGAUCGCCGUGCCUCUCGCAGCAACCGCGGGCAUUGCCGUCAUCAGAUGGAAGAGGCGGAGGGAGGUCGGCCCGGGGGUCGACUCACCACUGAGCGCGACCCCGAACCACUACGGGACCAUCCUGUCCAAUGGCACCCCCAAGGCCAGCACGAAUGGCUGUGCAGCUCGGGAGGCAACGCAGAUGGAGUUCGGCAACACCAGGGAAGACAAAAGCAAAAAAAGUCGUCUGUACACCUUCAUGGAGACCAUGUCACUACAGAGCAACGCAGUGGGGGUGUGGAACAUGGCGGGCGGGGGAGAGAGCUACUCCUCUCUGAACGGGAUCCGAAUCCUGAGCCUGCUCUGGAUCAUAUGCGGCCACAAUGUUCAGUUCAGCGCCUCCAACAACUUUGAUAAUGAUAAGAGGUGGAGAGAGGCAGUGGACAAUAACCCUCUCUAUUUAUGUAGCUUCAGUGGGCCAGUCUACCUAGCUGUUGACUCCUUUCUCAUCUUGGGAGGACUCUUGAGUGCAAAGUCGUUCAUGGCCUCCGUUCAGAGUGCAGGUGACACGCUAAGUGCACGGCUCAUAGUCAGCUACCUGUUCAAGAGGUUAAAAAGGGUCCAGCCGCUCCACAUCUUCAUUGUGUGCCUGACCAUUGGCGGCUUCUCCAUUGUUCCGAGGGGCUCCUUCUGGUUCAUGGCAGCGGAUGAGAUUGCCAACUGCAGGAAGUACUGGUGGUCAAACGUGCUGCUCAUCAACAACCUGCUCACCGUCACUGACAUUUGCGUUCCCUGGUCGUGGUAUCUCUCUGUGGACUUUCAGUUUUACGCCACAACUCCCCUGAUCAUCUACUUUUACAGACUGAACAAAUUCGCCCUGUUUGCCGUGGCUGCCAUCCUCCUGGUGAUCCCCAUCGUAGCCAGUGGCUUGAUCACAGCCUGGCUGCAGAUCCCAGUUCACCAGCCAACAACGAUGGAAUCUGAGGCCUUUUACGAGUAUUACUACAACAAACCUUGGACCAGGUAUGGACCGUAUUUGAUUGGGGUCCUUGCCGGAAUAUACAUGAAGACCAAGAAAGGUCACAUUGUAAAACACCAGUGGCAGGCUGCCUUGGGCUGGAUCUCCUCGAUGAUAGUCAUGGCGCUGGUGGUGUGGCUGGCGUAUGUCCUGCGGGCCAUCCCGGAUGAGCUCUCAGCGCCCCACGCUGUCUACCAGGGGCUGCACCGCACCCUGUGGGCGCUGGCCGUGUCCUGGAUCAUCCUGGCCUGUGAGGAGGGGUAUGGAGGAUUCAUCAAUAAGCUUCUGUCAAUGAAGUUUUGGAUUCCAUUGUCAAACAUCAGUUUUGCCUGCUAUAUGAUUCACCCCCUUCUUAUUGUCCUAUACAAUGGAGAACAGGAGACACCUACACACUAUACCAGCUACAACUAUUUUUACCUGUUCCUGGGGCACACGGUCAUGUCAGUGAUUAUUGGAUAUGUCCUGACUGUGCUGAUCGAAAAGCCAUACAUGUUCCUGAAGAGAUGUCGUGGAUAA
Messenger RNA from Megalops cyprinoides (Indo-Pacific tarpon), 1959 nucleotides. It is a transcript of the gene oacyl, whose product is annotated as O-acyltransferase like. The record is from RefSeq and is a predicted model, not a curated record. Lineage: Eukaryota; Metazoa; Chordata; Actinopteri; Elopiformes; Megalopidae. Gene Ontology annotation, molecular function: acyltransferase activity, transferring groups other than amino-acyl groups. The coding region runs from base 16 to 1959 and encodes 647 amino acids. The transcript has 15 exons.